AUGGGGCAGGUUGCCAGCAGCUUGUGUGGUCUCGAUGGCCGGCCAGUCAUUAAGAAUGAUGUUACCCUGGCUGUGAAGACCGAGCCCACCGAGCCCAUCUCUGGACAGGCUCCAGGAACCAGCGGCCUGCGAAAGAAGACGAAGGUCUUCAUGGAGGGCAACUACCUGGCAAACUAUGUGCAGAGCGUGUUCAACACCCUCCUGGAGGAGAACGUGCCCGUGCAGAAUGGGACUCUGGUGGUUUCCGGUGAUGGGCGCUUCUGGAAUCCCGAAGCCAUCGAGAUCAUCAUCAAGAUCGCGUUUGCGAAUGGUGUUGGCCGAAUUUGGUGCGGUACGGAUGGAAUGCUCUCCACGCCAGCCACCUCCGCUGUGAUUCGGGGACGAGGCUAUGGCUUCGAACCCUUCGGUGGCUUCAUCUGCUCGGCCAGCCACAACCCAGGUGGCAUCAACGAUGACUUUGGCAUCAAGUACAACUGUGAGAAUGGCGGGCCGGCCCCCGAGAAGCUCACGAACAAGAUGCUCGAGUGGACUGGGAAGAUCAAGGAGUACAAGACCAUUGAGGGCCUCCCCAAGCUCGACCUGUCCAAGCCGGCCAUCUACAAGCUGGCCGACAAAGUCGUGGAGGUCUUCGACUGCGUCGAGGACCACUUGAAGAUGCUCAAGCAGUGCUUCGACUUCCCCUCCAUCAAGCGGCUCAUCACUCGCCCGGACUUCACGAUCGUUUACGACUGCAUGAGCGGCGUGCAGGGCCCCUAUGCCAAGCGCAUCAUUGAGCAGGAGCUGGGUGCAGCUCCAGGCAGCUGCACAAAUGCUGUGCCGAAGCCGGACUUCGGCGGCCCCGACUCGGCGUGGCAUGGCCAUGCGGAUCCGAACCUGACCUACGCAGUGGAGCUCGUGGCCACCAUGGGCCUGAACAAGGAGGGCCAGAAGAUCUCCAGCCCGAAGCCCAUCCCCUCCUUUGGUGCCGCGGCCGAUGGCGACGCGGACCGGAACAUGAUCCUCAGCAGCCAGUUCUUCGUCUCCCCUUCCGACUCCUUGGCCAUGAUCGUGGACAACGCUGACCUCAUCCCACAAUUCAGGGCUGGGCUGAAGGGCUGUGCCCGGUCGAUGCCCACCAGCGGCGCGGUGGACUUGGUGGCGAAGGCGAAGGAGAUCGAGUGCUUUGAGGUGCCUACAGGAUGGAAGUUCUUCGGCAACCUGAUGGACAGCGGAACCCAGUACUUCCCCGACAAGAAGGUCUACACGCCCUUCAUCUGCGGUGAGGAGUCCUUUGGUACGGGCGCCGAUCACGUCCGCGAGAAGGAUGGAAUGUGGGCUGUGCUUGCCUGGCUUCAGAUCCUGGCCAGGAAAACGGAGAAGGCUGGAAAGCUCGUGUCGGUGGAGGACGUUGCAAAUGAGCACUGGAAGACCUAUGGACGAAAUUACUAUGCCCGCUACGACUAUGAAGGCGUUGACAAGCCCAAAGCGGAGCAGAUGAUGAAGGCGAUGUCCGACAAGUCAGGCCAGCUCGUUGGCCAGACUUUCGGCAACAUGAAGAUCAAGAUCAAUGAUGUCUUUGAGUACAACGAUCCGGUGGAUGGCAGCGUGUCCAAGAACCAAGGCGUUCGGUUCAUCUUCGAGGACGGCUCCCGAAUAAUCUUCCGCCUCUCCGGCACCGGGGUGGCGGGUGCCACAGUGCGCCUCUACCUGGAGAAGUACACGCCGCCAGAGGGCAACCUCAGCUUGCACCAGUUCGAUGUGGUCCAGCCACUGGCAGACGUGGCCCUGCAACUUUCCAGCCUGAAGUCCUACACCGGGCGUGAGAAGCCCACCGUGAUCACCUAA
Symbiodinium natans is the source of this 1824-nucleotide messenger RNA. Lineage: Eukaryota; Dinophyceae; Suessiales; Symbiodiniaceae. The record is from the annotation of a GenBank genome assembly.